This is a messenger RNA of Spodoptera exigua (beet armyworm), 718 nucleotides long. The record is from the annotation of a GenBank genome assembly. NCBI's taxonomy places the organism in Eukaryota, Metazoa, Arthropoda, Insecta, Lepidoptera, Noctuidae.
AUUUCUCUAUAGUUUAUGACGGUUUCUACGCAUAGACAAAUAAAACAUGUUUACUUGUCAAGUUGUCAAAGGGGAAUAAAUUUAGCUUUGUAAAUCCAUUGAUUUUAUCAAUAAUAUUUAAAAAUAUCGUGAAAAAGAAAUACAGGACGUGACUACUAUUUUUAUUGACAAAUUCUAUUAUGAAAAUGGCAGGACUGGAGUCCAUGGUAGUUGAAGAGGUUAAGCCCGUAGAGAAACCGGUCGAUAGAGAAAAGACUUGUCCAUUACUAUUACGCGUGUUUUGUUCAACUGGCCGUCAUAAUUCACCUGGAGAUUAUGCAAGAGGUAAUGUGCCACAGAAUGAACUACAGAUUUACACAUGGAUGGACGCUACACUUCGUGAACUGACGGGACUAGUCAAAGAGGUUAAUCCAGAAACUAGACGUAAAGGAACAUAUUUCGAUUUUGCAAUCGUCUACCCAGAUAUGAGAUCUCCAACAUACAGAAUGAGAGAGAUUGGGGUUACUUGUUCAGGACAGCGUGGAGGAGAUGACAAUAAAACAUUAAGUCAAGUCAAGUUCCAGAUUGGGAAUUAUUUGGAUAUAUCAAUAACACCACCAAAUAGAAUGCCUCCUCCUAUGAGACGUGCACAGCCCUACAUGAAUAAUCGCCCCUACUAAAUUUGCAUAGUUGUAAGUUAACAUUAAGAUAAAACAAUAAAUGAGUAAUUAUACAAGUC